UAUAUCACCAGAUGUUCUUCAGCUAAGGAUGGUAUCCGUUGACUUUGAAUUAAGAUAAACCUGCACAUUUUUUGAGCAUAACAUUGGAAGGGAACGCAGCUUGUGCACACUGCUUUCAUGCUUUGACCUCAAACAUGAGCCCAGAGAAUGAUAACAUGUUGAAAAUUGCAGCUCAAAUGGGUGAUAUAAAUCUUCUGUACACAAUAAUACAGGAUGAUCCAUAUGUUUUGCAAAACAUAGAUUUGAUCCCAUUUGUUGAAACUCCUUUGCAUAUUGCUGCAUCUAUGGGGCAUCUUCAGUUUGCCACAGAGGUUAUGAGGUUGAAACCUUCAUUUGCAUGGAAGCUAAACCAGCAAGGGUUCAGUCCCAUCCAUCUUGCUAUACAAAAUGGCCAAAAGAGGAUGAUGUUACGUUUUGUAGAGGUUGAUAACAAUCUCGUUCGAGUCAAAGGGAGGGAAGGUUUAACUCCUCUGCAUCUUGCAAGUCAAACAGGACAGAUUGACCUUUUAGCUAACUUCCUUUAUGCUUGCCCUGAUUCCAUUGAAGAUGUCAAUGUGAGAAGUGAGACCGCACUGCAUAUUGCUGUGAAAAAUAAACAGUACGAGGCUCUUCAAGUCCUUGUUGGCUGGCUAAAGAGAACUCGCCAUAAAGGUGCUAUGGGGUUGGAAAAAAUGAUACUGAACUGGAAGGAUGAGGCUGGCAAUACCAUUUUGCACAUCUCAACUUUCGCCAAUGACUUACAGACAGUUAAAUUGUUGGUGAAGACUAAGAUGGAUUUGAAGGCAAGGAAUUUGGAGAACUCAACAGCAUUAGACAUAGCAGGCAGUGCAGAGAUGAAGAGGAUACUAUCCAAUGCUGGAGUAAAACAUGGCUCAUCAGUCACUAAUCCUCCCACGUUUGCAGAGAAACUAAGAUCAAGGAUCACAAUUGUGGAUAAAAUAUUAAUCUGUAUCCUUCGCAUUAGAAAGGAUAUAUCAGAGGAACAGAGAAACGCUUUUCUGAUAAUCGCUGCUCUUAUUGCAACAGCCACCUAUCAAUCAGCACUGAGUCCCCCUGGUGGAGUUUUCCAAGCAAAUGCAGGAGACAAUAAUAUGAACACCACCUCCUCCAAUUCUACAGCCAAUAAUUCCCUAGAAAACAAAGGGAAAUCAGUCAUGACUGAAGGUGAUUUCUACCUUGUCCAUCUUGAACACACUUACCCUUUUGCUAUCAACUAUUAUAAUAUAUAUUCUGACCCCAAGCGGGAUAGUUGGGAGUUUACUGUAUACACCAAGUUUUGGUUUGCCUACUGCUAUAUCUAUGCUAUGAAGGUGAUAUCCCCUACCUCUGCUACCACAACUUUCAAUACCAUUACAUUGAACUUAUUCAACUUCUUGCACGCUGGGAUGUUUUGGAUAUUUUCUUUAGUGUACAAAUUCCGCAUUCAUGCUAAGAACAGGGAAAUCAAAACAAGGAAUAGUGCAGGAAGAAAUAAAUGGUAGUUAUAGCACUACUGCUAGCCACUUUUGUCAUGUAUAUAUAUGAUAUGAUACAUGUUGGAGUAUUAAUAUUAAUAGACUGCUAUCUUGUAGAUUGAUAAGGAAGACCAGUCAUGGUUUUGUGUAGGAGAUAUAGAUGAUAAGAGAUUAUUGUUGAGAGUCACAGAUGUAUCUUUUUUUUAUAGAGAAAAUUGAGAGUUGUGAUUGCAUCAUAUACUUGUACUUUAUGGAAUUUCUAUGUAUUAGUUGUGGUUUGGAAGCAAAUUGUAUACUUCACAUAA
Molecule: messenger RNA, 1759 nt
Organism: Lotus japonicus
Lineage: Eukaryota; Viridiplantae; Streptophyta; Magnoliopsida; Fabales; Fabaceae
Product: ankyrin repeat-containing protein BDA1-like
Molecular function (GO): protein binding
Source: RefSeq, a predicted model, not a curated record